Neurospora hispaniola is the source of this 715-nucleotide messenger RNA. RefSeq lists its product as uncharacterized. The record is from RefSeq and is a predicted model, not a curated record. The transcript has a single exon. Bases 203 to 571 code for a protein of 122 amino acids. Lineage: Eukaryota; Fungi; Ascomycota; Sordariomycetes; Sordariales; Sordariaceae.
UUUUUUUUUUUGGUCUUACCAACACACACUCGUUCAAACCACACGAUUUCGAUUCGGUAAUCACAUAACGAUUCCACACGUCUCGUUCAACCACCAGACAAACAUAUAAUCACAACGUCAAUAUAUAAAGCCGAAAACAACAGUCAGCCAAGCUACUCAACACAAAACAAAACCACACAAACAACCCAAACAAACAGCAAAAAUGCAGUUCAAGACCCUCAUCGUCUCCACCCUCGCCGGCCUCGCCGCUGCCCAAAACACCGUCCCUCUCUCUACCGCCCCCGUCGGUCUUUCCACCGGUGUCGUUCCUCUGCCCACCGGCACUGGAGGCGUGAUCUCCACCAAGCCCGGCGGCAUCUACUCCAACAGCACCUUUAUCAGCAAGCCCGCGGCGAGCACUGAGGAGACCACUGCUACCGUCACCUCCAAGGUUGGUGCUGGUGCUUCAUCCACCGGCGCUGCUCCUUCGGCUAGCACAUCUGGUAACACCAAUGGGGCCAACCUGGAUCGCAAGAGCGAGUUUGGCAUGGUGGUCAUCGGGUUGGUUGUUGCUGCUGGGUUUGCCAUUUAAACAAACCUCUUGCAUGCAUGAUCAUAAUGGGAUGAAGGGAGAUGAUGGGUGAUAAUAAUGGUUCUUUGGGCUGUGUAUACCCAGGACGGGGACUGCCUGUCUUUUGGUUGGCAGCGAUGACACACUCGAGUUGGGAUCUAUACC